AUUAUUUGAAUGUUUACAUUAAUUCCAGAUAUCAUGAACGCACCGGCAGUCUCGUGUUAUUAAGUGUUUUCUUGCUAGCUAGUAAGCUUCAGGUACAUGCUAGCUGACAGGCAAGUGGUGUUUAAAUUUCCAACAAAGUACCAAUAACCAAAGAGCAAAAAUGAGAAGAGUCACGUUAUUCGUUAACGGGACGUCUAAAAAUGGCAAGGUUGUAGCGGUCUAUGGGGCUUUGUCUGACUUACUAUCUGUAGCCAGCAAUAAAUUAGGAAUUAAAGCAUCCUGUUUAUAUAAUGGAAAAGGAGGUCUCAUCGAUGACAUUGCCCUAAUCAGAGAUGACGACGUGCUGUAUGUCUCAGAGGGCGAUCCAUUUAUUGAAUUUCCAAAUGAAGUCAAAGCUGGAUCUGAUCAACAAGGUGCUCACACUGACUGGUUAACCCUGAAUAUUGGUGGUCGUCUCUUCACCACUACCAGGAGUACCCUGGUCAGCAAAGAGCCAGAGAGUAUGCUAGCUCACAUGUUUCGAGAGAAAGAUGUGUGGGGAAACAAGCAAGAUGAGCAUGGGGCCUACCUCAUCGACCGCAGCCCUGAAUACUUUGAGCCCAUUCUUAAUUACUUGAGGCAUGGUCAGCUUAUUAUCAAUGAGGGCAUAAAUAUCAGAGGUGUUCUUGAGGAGGCUCGUUUUUUUGGAAUUGAGCAACUUGCCGAUCAGUUGGAAUUGGUCAUCAAGAACUCCCAGCCGCCCGAAGACCAUUCUCCCAUUUCCCGCAAGGAGUUUGUGCGUUUUCUUUUGGCUACACCCACCAAGUCUGAGCUCCGUUGCCAGGGUCUUAAUUUCAGUGGCGCGGAUCUGUCCCGGCUUGAUUUGCGCUACAUCAAUUUUAAGAUGGCGAAUCUCAGCCGUUGCAAUCUGACACACGCCAACCUGUGCUGUUCCAAUCUGGAGCGGGCCGAUCUGUCCGGAGCCAACCUGGAUGGUGCUAACUUACAAGGUGUGAAGAUGCUCUGCUCCAAUGCCGAAGGUGCCUCUCUUAAAGGAUGCAAUUUUGAAGAUCCCUCUGGGCUGAAGGCCAACCUGGAAGGUGCUAAUCUGAAAGGAGUCGACAUGGAAGGAAGUCAAAUGACCGGCAUUAACCUGCGGGUGGCCACUCUGAAAAAUGCAAAGCUGAAAAAUUGCAACCUGCGGGGUGCCACUUUAGCAGGGACGGAUCUUGAGAACUGCGACCUGUCUGGCUGUGAUCUACAAGAGGCUAACCUGAGGGGGUCCAAUGUGAAAGGAGCCAUCUUUGAGGAGAUGCUAACGCCGCUGCACAUGUCGCAGAGCGUUCGAUAACUGAGCAUGCACGUCAACUCAGCCACUCCUUUAAUCUCUACAGCCUCUGAUGGUAUAUGCUCUCAGUCUCAACUUUUUUUUUUUUUUUGCCUGCAUUUCGCGCAGGUAAUCGUAUGCACUUCACUGACAUUCUACCAACCUCAUGUUCGCUUUAGAUAUCACACUAUUUAUCCAGGGUGUUUUCCUUAGUGUGUGUUCAUCUAUCCAUCAAUCUUCUUUCGCUUAGCUGGGGUUGGGUUGCAGGGGAAGCAGGUUAAGCAGGGAAGCCAAGAUUUGUGCACCAAACUCUGACACCAGUCUACAUGGACUAAAUACUAGGGCGUUCAGUACCCUGCAGUGCUGGAGCACCGUUCCCAAGAUCCCCCAAGGGACACGAUCAAACGGCCUCUCCAAGUCCAAAAGCGCAUGUAGACUGGUUGGGCGAACUCCCAUGCAUCGUCAAGGAUCCUUCUGACGGUGUAGAGCUGCUCACCUAUUCUACAGCCAGGCCAAAAACCACACUGAUCCUCCUGAAUCCGAAAUCGGAGUUCCCGUUGAACGCGCCCGUUACGACUUCUCCUCAUGAUGUUAAUUGAGAAAGGGUCGAACAUGGCAGCGGAGGUUAGAAGGGGGAACGGGGUAGACGAAGGCGAACGUUGACCCACACAAACGCAAAUCUGACCUCAGACACCAUGCUUCACUCAAAAUAGAGUCUUCUUGAUAUCUACUUUGUCUGGUGCCUGUCUGUCAUGAGCAACCCUGACAGGGGCCUAGAAACCCAGGCAGCUUAGCUCUGAGGAUCAGUGUGACAUAAACCUCUCCACCACAAUAAUGUGAUGACUCAUGGAGGGGCUAUUUAUCCACAUACAUACGUACAUUAUAAAAGAAAAUCAUUUCUCCAGUGUGUGUAGAAGUGUCUGAAUGCAAUACAAUGACAUCAUUUAGUCUCUAGCACAAUAUAGUAACUGAUUUGAUAGGCAUUCAAACCAGACAAUGGUUGCUGCUUCUAAAUGAAUCAGCAGCUGUGUCACGUAAAAAUGACUGUGUUGCUGUACUUUUCACCAAAAGUAACUUUGGCCUGAUACAACACUUUAUAAUCGAAAGCCAAAGGUUCAAAGUGUCAAGGCUCAAAAUGCUGCUGUGGAACUACGUCACUAGCAAGAUGUCAACACGGCUCAGGUAUGCAGGUUGCACCAAUCAUGUUCUGUUACAGCACUCAAUAUUUUGUGCUCAAAAAGCUGAUUGUUGUUUUUAUCCUUGUCCUCUGUGGAUCUACCUCUUUUUUUUUUUUGCAUCAGUGAUCCAUUAGCAUGUACAGUGUCCAACUGUGGCACCGCGUACUAAAAUGUUCAUGUAGGUCAAAGUCACAUCUUACUUUUCAAAUCAAGAGAGACGAAAAUAGUCAUCUUGUUUUGCCCAAAGGUUGUAGACACAUAAUCAGGGCCAUUGUUGUCAGUAAUUCUCCAUGUAUAAAUACUUAAGCAUGCUUUGAACCUAUUUGCACAAGUAUAUCUUUUCAUCCCCAAAAAUGUAAAUUGUGUAUUCCUAUGUACAUUGAAUCCAGUGCUUCCUAAACUUUCCAAAAAAAGAUUGUAAAUAGAUAUAGAGAGAUGUUCUUUUGUCAAGGAACAAUCUCCUCUUUGUUGGAUUGUCUCUGUCUACAUGUAUUUGUUUGUCUUUGACCAGUCAAAAUAUUUAGCUGUAUUUCAGCGCUGCUCUGAUGCAAUACAUAUUUUUUUACUCUAUUUAACAGAAGGUACCAAGCUUGUGAGAGUGAUUGAUGAAGGUAAUGUUGGCGAAUUACACCGUUGGUAUGAAGUGAUCUGAUUAUUUAUUUGAAAACAUUGCGGAUGGUUGAUUUGUUUUGAAGCGGGGGUGUAGAGCUGCUUGUUCAUGAUUAUUGCACUUGACUGUGGAAAUACUUUUCCAUUAUUUGACUCUUAGAAAUAAACUCAUUGAAAGUAAA
Molecule: messenger RNA, 3275 nt
Organism: Syngnathus typhle (broad-nosed pipefish)
Lineage: Eukaryota; Metazoa; Chordata; Actinopteri; Syngnathiformes; Syngnathidae
Gene: kctd9a
Product: potassium channel tetramerization domain containing 9a
Exons: 12
Coding region: 161-1330 (389 amino acids)
Biological process (GO): protein homooligomerization
Molecular function (GO): protein binding
Source: RefSeq, a predicted model, not a curated record